CAGACGCAGUGGAAGAAAAGUAGAGUUUCCGAAGUUUCUGCUGGCCGGAGAGGAGCACGGACAGUGGGAAGGUUGGCUGAGGGUAGGAAAGGAAAGUUACCUCGAAACUUUUUCAAAAACCAAAUGAGAUGUUUUUCUUAGUUUUUCGUUAACUUUGUUGGGCUAAAAUAGAAAUAAGAGCCAGUACCGGAGGCCUAAAAGGUUUUAAACUGAAGGGGAAAACGGACCUCGUUUAGAAGUUUUCGUCAGUUUGUUUUUGUAAACCGUUACUUCGUUAUUCAUUUGUUUAGUUACCAAAAUAAAAUAAAAUAAAAAACAAAAAAACAAAAAUGAGCACCAACCCAGUUCAACCUCUACCGGGCCAGCAAGUGAUCCAUGUCGCCAAAGACCCGGACACGGACCUCGAGGCGCUCUUUAACGCUGUCUUGAACCCGCGACCGAGCUCCUGGAGGAAGAAACACCUGCCGGAGUCGUUCUUCAAGGAGCCGGACUCCGGUUCGCACUCGCGCCAGUCCAGCACGGACUCGGGCAGCCAGCAGCCACCGAGGCUCCCGCCGCAGCACGUGCGCUCUCAUUCCUCCCCCGCGUCACUGCAGCUCAGACCCGCAGCGCUCGCGGCCGCCUCCGCCGCCGUCACCGCGAGCCCCGUACAGCACGCGCACAGCCGCCACCAGUCUUUCGAUGUCACCGACGAGCUGCCACUGCCCCCCGGAUGGGAGAUGGCGUACACGUCCACCGGCCAGAAGUACUUUCUCAAUCAUGUUGAGAAGAUUACCACAUGGCAGGAUCCUCGCAAGACCAUGGCAGCCAAUGUGAAUCCGAUGAGUCUCCACGCUCAGGCCACCAGCAGUAAUGGUGGUGUGCAGGGGCGCUCCAUGGCCCUGUCACAGCCGAACCUUGGACAGCUGCCGGAAGGCUGGGAGCAGGCAGUCACCCCUCAGGGAGAAAUUUACUUCAUUGACCACAAAACCCAGAGCACAUCUUGGCUCGACCCCCGGGUGGACUCUCGGCUCAUGAUGUCCCAGCAUCAGCACCAUCAGCAGCAUCUCCAGCAUGCUCAGCACCAGCAGCAGCAGCAGGUACAGGCUCAGUCUCAGGCCCUGGGUUCAGGUGGCUCCAUGCCCCAGCAGCAGAGCUCUCAGUCUGGGAUGAUGGGAAUGGGGAACCCCAUGAGUGCCCAGCAGCAGCACCAGCAGAAGAUGCGACUGCAGCGCAUCCAACUUGAGCGGGAGCGCAUUCAGAGGAGGCAGGAAGAGCUGAGAAGACAGGAGGUGGCGAUCUGCAGACAGAUCCCCAUGGAUUCAGACAACAUGGCGUCUGUAGCUCCUACCAUCAACCCAGCUGCCAUGAACCAAGGCACUAUUCCAACCAGUGGCUCAGACCCCUUUCUGAACAGUGGGCCAUACCAUUCACGUGAGCAAAGCACAGACAGCGGCCUGGGCCUGGGCUGCUACAGUAUCCCCACCACUCCUGAGGACUUUCUCAGCAACAUGGAGGAGAUGGACACAGGUGACAACAUGGUGCCAGUCAACAUGAACGUGCCACAGCAGAGCCGUUUUCCCGACUUCCUAGACUCCAUGCCUGGCACUAACGUGGACCUGGGCACCCUGGACGGCACAGACCUCAUGCCCAUCCUCAAUGACGUAGAGUCUGUCCUGAACAAGAAUGAGCCUUUUCUCACCUGGCUCUAAAGCGGCGCCAAGGUUCAAAGAGGAGGGCUAAAGACUUUUAGCAGCAGUGCUACCUUUCUGAAUUUUAACUUAAUCAGUCUCUCCACUCUCUCGGUUGUAAUGUGCCUAUAUUGCUCCCCUUUUUUAAGAAAAAAAAAAUCAUCCUGAUUACUGUAAAUUUUUGAGUGAAGAGUGCAACAAAAAAAACCAAAGUGUUCAGCCUAAGAACAAAGAACAAGCAUGCGUCAAUCAAAUUUGUUCAGGUGUGGUGGAAAAAUUCAUACGUCUUUUGUAUAUACUGUAGGAUAGAGUAGGUUUUUACUGUCACUGAGUGUAGCUUGAUCAAAAAUGUCAUUCCUCUGGCUUUGGGCAGGACUGGGCAGCAUUUUGUUGCUGUUGGUCUCCAUAAAUAUAUGUUGAUGUAGGAACACUUGGUAGGCACCAGCAGAGGGAGCCACUGCCUCCACUGUGAACUGGAGACUGUUGGCUUCAGUGAUGUCCAGAUAUUAAGCGAGUUAGGCAGUUCAACAUUAUCUGCACUGGAGGGGAGUCUUACUGAUCAAUUAACAUUCAAGCGGCCUUAUGAACAAACUUUCCUUUUUUUUCACAGAUAGCGUAUACGUUUCCUACUGUACUCAAUUUCAGCACAAAAGCUUUCUCAUAACUUGAUUUGAAGUGUAGUUUCUUUUAAAGGAACAAUAUUUCAUUCGCAUUUAGAGGUUCAUACUCAUGCCGAUCCCAGUUUAGCUAUUGUAUCAAGUAAGCUCAUGCCUCUGAAAUACGGCAGAUUGCAUCUGUAGACCUACAUUUUAUAUCAUGUACUUUUUGUGUACUGCUUCAGUAUUCUUUUUUUUUUUUUUUUUUUUUAAUAUAACUAUUAACUACUCUAGAUGUGUCCCUUGACAUCUCUGGUGCAUUUUAUGAGUUUUGAUAUAGAGUUUGCCUUUUUAGUAUUUAUCAAGAGCUAUGAUUUUUUUUUAUUAAAUAGAGUUUUAGUUGUGUUUUUUUUUGUUUUUUUAAUGAGAUUGAAAUUUCAAAGCACUACAAAUCAGCACGGGGUUGAGUCGGAUCCUAUAAAGUAAAUGUUGAAGUUUCAUGUGACGGUUCCUGCUCUGUGUUUCUUCACUGUACUGUGAGGUUCUUUGAUCCGUUUAAACCGAGGCAGACUACGCGUCGGACUCUUCCUCGCAGUAGGACUGCCUUUAACUCAGUGGUGAACAGGUUUCCAUAAAUAAUCUGCAGGGAAUAUGCAAAAAAAAACUAAGUAAAAAAAAAAACAAAAGUAUUUUCUGGCAAACAGAAAUGAUCGUCUCUGAAUUUUAGGGGAUCAAAUAACGAACACUCGGAACUGGAUGAGCGUGGGUGAUCACAUGAUCGUGCUUUAUUUCUUUACUUAAGCUGAAAUCCAGUGACCUUUUUCUAUGUCUGUAAUGUUUUUAUAUGGGAUGUUAAAAUGACUUGUUAGCUAUUCCUAGCAUUGGUGGUGUAUAAAGCCACCUUAUAUUGACUACGCAGCAUAUCGUUAUUUUGUAUACCAGCAAUAGUUCAAAGGCAGUGGAUAGAUGGACGGAUGGAUAGACUGAUGGGCUUUGUCAGUGGGUGGGUGGGUGAUUAGGGGUUAGGGUUCGAGGUGAUGCACUAUCGUUAAUUCUGGGUUAAUCUGAACUCAUGAAAUCCUUUAGUCAGGAUUGAAUGGUUGAGUACUGAAUCUUUUAAGCAAGUACAUGCUGGAACCCAACUGACCACUUUCUUUAUGUUGAAGCGAGAGAAAAAAAGAGUCUGUGGGGUUUUUUUUUUCCUGUCGAUCCCCUGAGAGGAAAGGCCCUGUGGUUAAAGUCAGUCAUAACAACGAGUGGUUCCUGAGUGGCUUCCUGUUAUUGUGUUCUAUACAUAAAGUGCUUAUUCCAGCACUAAAGCAUGGGGCAGGUUAUUGUUAAUAAGCACAGCGCUGACAUCGGAUCAUCUAUGCAUGUUCGAGCAAUACAUUUACACAAAGCAAAAGGUUGAACAGAAAGAAGCAGGUGUUUUUUUUUUACUAGUUUAUUGAGUGGUGUAAAAAAGAAAAGUGAUUCUUGGUAACUUUAUCUAAAAUCAUGGGUGUGUAGUGUGCACACACACACACACACACACACACUACCUAGCCACAGUAACACGGGGAGGUUGUGUCUGUUAGAUUCCAGGGAUGUUGGAGGAAGGCUUGGAAAAUACGCAUAUACACACUGAAAUAAAAUGACCGCUUACUGUAUUUGUGGGAUGUUUGGAGGAGAUUGUAAGAACUAUAACCUCACAAAGAAUUCUCUGAAACUGAUGUAUAACUUGUUGAGCAACCAAACAAACAAAAAAAUAAUAAAAUUGUGUACCACAGA
Molecule: messenger RNA, 4036 nt
Organism: Hemibagrus wyckioides
Lineage: Eukaryota; Metazoa; Chordata; Actinopteri; Siluriformes; Bagridae
Gene: wwtr1
Product: WW domain containing transcription regulator 1
Exons: 7
Coding region: 330-1691 (453 amino acids)
Biological process (GO): positive regulation of transcription by RNA polymerase II; hippo signaling
Cellular component (GO): nucleus; cytoplasm
Molecular function (GO): transcription coactivator activity; transcription corepressor activity; protein binding
Source: RefSeq, a predicted model, not a curated record